CUACCAGGCUUUUUUUUACCGAUUUUUCGUUUGAUUCGAAAGCCGACGGGUUUAUGUCUCGUUGAAAAAGGUUUUUCCGCUCGCGACCACGUUGGCCAACUCGAUCGGAAGUUGUUGAUAUUAAUCGAGAGACGAAGGGAACGUGAGGUAGCGAAGCAAGCGUGUGUAUUUAUCUGUUGAAAAACUACGGACCUUGCCAUGACGACGGAAGAGAAGUUUCACGCGGCCGUUAAUGUGAUCAGGAGUCUGCCAAAAAAUGGAGCUUAUCAACCUAGCAACGAAAUAAUGCUAAGGUUUUAUGCAUACUACAAACAGGCAACAGAAGGGCCAUGCCAGCAGACAAAGCCUGCUUUCUGGGAAGUGGUUAAGAAAGCUAAGUGGGAUGCUUGGACUCGUUUGGGUAAUAUGAGUAAAACAGAAGCUAUGAACAAUUAUGUGGAAGAAUUGAAAAAGAUUGUGGAAACAAUGUCGUACACAGACAAAGUAGCUAGUUUUCUGGGUAGUUUGGACACAUUUUACGAAAGUGUUCCGCAAGAGGACCUGGAGCUGCUAGUUGGCCCCGUCUUGGAGCGUAUGAGAUCACAGCCCAGCUCACCAUUGUCUAGCUCACCGUUGGCAUCCAGGGAAACAUCGCCGCACCGAGUAUGCAACGUGACCAGACAUAUCGCGAGCAGUUUAGAAACAAGUCCAGCCAGUAGUAAUAGCGCAAGUCCGCUACCACCGGACACUGACGGCGAAGAAGAAGAAUUUAUAGAUACCGUCGAAACUGCUCCGGAACGAUCGCAGAAAGAAACAAUAAAAGCUGCUACUUCCACCCAAAAAGUAUCCAAUGGAUUUAACGUUACUAACGACAUAGUUAGUGAGUCAGUUGUUCUAACGGAGAAGUCUUCGGGAUUACCUAAUGGCUACAUCGACAUGAAUGGCCGCGUCGAGACGGUAACAGAGAGCAAACAAGAUAGAAGCAGACAACGGAACAAGAAGGAUGACAAACCGAAUGCCGAUUUUUUCAAUCAAAUAGCUGCAACCAUGCAAAAUUUACAAAGGGAUUUGGACAGAGUAACAGCCAGAGUACGCAGCUUAGAAGGCCAAGCGUUACAGGCAAUGGCACCACAAACCAGACAGCCUACAUCUACUCCGUACCCGAAAUGGUGGCCUUUAUCGGAAUGCUCCCCCCGAUUAUUCGCUAUGUUAAUCUUGUGGCCGUUCGUAGCACAGUUUCUGAUUUCAUAUACACAACGGUAUCGUCAACGGAGACUGUGA
Dufourea novaeangliae is the source of this 1260-nucleotide messenger RNA. RefSeq names its product acyl-CoA-binding domain-containing protein 5. The transcript is spliced from 6 exons. The record is from RefSeq and is a predicted model, not a curated record. NCBI's taxonomy places the organism in Eukaryota, Metazoa, Arthropoda, Insecta, Hymenoptera, Halictidae. Bases 199 to 1260 code for a protein of 353 amino acids. Gene Ontology annotation, molecular function: fatty-acyl-CoA binding. Gene Ontology annotation, biological process: fatty acid metabolic process.